Messenger RNA from Meloidogyne enterolobii, 274 nucleotides. Lineage: Eukaryota; Metazoa; Nematoda; Chromadorea; Rhabditida; Meloidogynidae. The record is from the annotation of a GenBank genome assembly.
AUGAAAUUAUACCAAGUGGAAGAAGAAAAAUUUAAAGAAAGAUGCAAAAGAAUUGAAAGAAGUAAAAACAGAAAAAGUGUUAAGUUAUAUUGGUGUCAACAGAUGGAAGCAAAUAGGAAUUAAAAAUAUUACAGAAAACAAAAAAGAUACUGUCCAGAAACUUUUUGGAGAAAUUUCGACAUGUUACAGUUAAGAUUCGUGUGAAUUAAAGUCAUUUGAGUCUGAGGAUCACCACACAUGAAUUUUGAAAGCACAAAAAGUUGCGGACCAAUAU